AUGCCCGAAUCCAAAACCAAGAUCCGCCCCCAACAAUCAUGCCUGAGAUGUCGCGAGCGCAAAGUCAAGUGCGAUCGCUCAAUCCCCUGCCACGCCUGUAUCAUCCGCGGCAUCGAGUCAGAAUGCACAUAUCUAACCACCGCCGAAGACCGCGAGCACAUCGGCCAAGCGGAGAUCAUUGACCGAUUACGUCGCGAGGUCGCACAGUUGCGCACUCAGUUAUCGCAGAGUCCGCGACCGCGACCGCGAUCGCAAGGCCGUGGAGGGAGCGCCGAGCGCGAUGGAACCCGUGAUCGCGAUCGCGAUCGUGAGCGUGGGUAUGCGCGCCUGCCUGGGUCGGGGUCUAGCUCUGCGCACUCGCAGUCACAGUCGCGGGCGCGGGGGCAGUCCGGGAAGGGGUCUGGCUCAGGGUCAGCCGCUGGGGAUGGCGUGGGUGGCGUGGGGUAUGCCGUUGCGGGAGCUGGCGCGGGCAUGGACAUGACGGAUGGGAGUUGGGAUGGCUCUUCGCCUUCUUCGUCGGCUAUGACGCACUCGCUGUCUGUUAAUAGUCCUAGUAGUACGGGGAGUGCGAGUCAUGCGCAAUCGGUGUAUCAAGGGUCGACAUUUGGGACGAAGAUUGCGGAGGAUCUCACGACAACGAGCAGUACAGCUUUUAUUGGAGCUAAUUUCAUGGACGAUGCGGCUUUGGCUUAUUCCCAAGGAGGUAUACCCGCUUUUGCGCCGGACGAAAUUCCGGCUUCAAUUCCGAUGCAAAAUUUACACCCACAAGCUUCACUAAUGCAUGGCAUGCCUGGAUCGCAAAUGUAUCCAGGUAAUAGCCCCCGUUAUGCAGUGGAGAACUGGAGUAAUGCACCAUAUAUGCAUGCUGAUCAUGCUUUGAACUACUCUCGAGAGGCAGUUCCAGCCCCACAUACGAGUUCAUCUGGCGUCUACCAGCCUGAUUCAUACCAUCAACAUCAUCCACACUGGGAGCAGGGACACCAAUUCACUCCCGCACAACCAUACCUGAAUUCAUACUAUUCCUCAUCAUCUGGUGCCUUUGCUCAUGCAAACACAGAUCCACAUCAGGAUCUCUAUCAGUCACAAACACUACACAGCCAGAGCCAGAGUUCACAACCACAACCUAUUAGCCCUGAGUCCAUUUCUCAUUCCCUUCUUGCAAUGUCAAGUUCGUGGACGGGCGAAGGGAAGCAGGAGCUUCUAGAAACUUUGCUCGAAACGAUCGGUAGUUGUGACGAGGAGCGCGUGGCCCAGGUAGUUCAGGUAGUCAGGGCCAGUGCGACGCCCGAGGAAGCUGUCUCGGGAAUCUGUCAGGUCCUGGGGAUCGGAAGCGGGCGAUAA
Messenger RNA from Penicillium verhagenii, 1341 nucleotides. Its product is annotated as Zn(II)2Cys6 transcription factor domain-containing protein. NCBI's taxonomy places the organism in Eukaryota, Fungi, Ascomycota, Eurotiomycetes, Eurotiales, Aspergillaceae. The record is from RefSeq and is a predicted model, not a curated record. The transcript has 3 exons. Gene Ontology annotation, molecular function: DNA-binding transcription factor activity, RNA polymerase II-specific; zinc ion binding. Gene Ontology annotation, biological process: regulation of DNA-templated transcription. The coding region runs from base 1 to 1341 and encodes 446 amino acids.